AUGUCGUUAUCGCAAGAGGAUCCAAGGGACCGCCAGGCGUUCGUGGCCUUCCACCGCCUGGGCCACAAGGGCCUCCUGGUGAGCAGGGAGGCCCAGGGCCACGUGGUCAACCCGGCUAUGAUGGGGGCCCCGGCUUGGAUGGUGUGGAUGGUGGACCCGGAGAAGAUGCCGACUAUUGCCCUUGUCCUGAUCCACCGCCAACAGAUCGGUCGCCUCACACCAUCGGUAACGCUGAGCAGCCAGGAAGCGCCGUGGAUUCGUAAGAUCAAGCGUGUCUCAAAAAGCGCCCUCGUCACUCAACAACAAAAAGCGGAAGGGGUGAUCAGGCGAAGCAGGAGUCAAGCCAGGACACCUGGACAACAGCAGCCCGAUCAUUCUGCCGUCAUUGUAAACCAACAUAAGACAACAAAUAGCACCAAAACCCAAGCA
Messenger RNA from Mesorhabditis spiculigera, 429 nucleotides. Lineage: Eukaryota; Metazoa; Nematoda; Chromadorea; Rhabditida; Rhabditidae. The record is from the annotation of a GenBank genome assembly.